This is a messenger RNA of Brassica rapa (field mustard), 1319 nucleotides long. RefSeq lists its product as uncharacterized. NCBI's taxonomy places the organism in Eukaryota, Viridiplantae, Streptophyta, Magnoliopsida, Brassicales, Brassicaceae. The record is from RefSeq and is a predicted model, not a curated record.
AAAAGUAUAUAAAAAUAGUUGACAAAUAUAUAAAGAUAUUAUUAAUUAAUAUUAAAUGAGAUUUUUGUUCAAAAUAAUACAUGAAAGAUAAAAUUAAAAUUAAUUUAAAAUAAAAAAGACCUUGAUAUUAGUCAUUUUUCAUAUAAAAAAAUAAAAUUGGAUCCGUAAAUAUGGGUGGCACAGAUCGAAUAUCUGCGUAUUUGGAAGCCUUCGUAUAGAUUCGAUCUUUAGCCACCUAGAUCGGUGACUCGGAUAUCCGAAAUGUUUUAGAAUUUUAAAAAAUAUCUGAUUCGAUCCAUAAAUAAAAUAAAGUUUAAAAAUAAUUGAAAAAAUUAAUAAUAACAUUUUAUUACAAAAAUAAAACAUUAUUUAACUUUUAAAAUUCUAGUACCUUAUAUAGGGGUGUCAAAAUGGGUUGAAAUUAAUGGGUUGACCCAAACCAAACCAAUCCAUGGUUCUAAUGGGUUAACAAUUUGGAUGUUAAUGGAUAAAUGGUUUUUAUGGGUUAAUGAGUUUAGUGAGCUGGAUUAAUAUUGGUUUGGAUCAAAAUGGUUUAUGGAUUAUCCAAUCCAACCCACUUUUUCUCACAUAAUUUUUUAGUCUCUCUCUCUCUUUCUUCUCUCACGAGACGCUCUCUCUUUCUCGAUCUCACGAGACCUUCAUCAUCGAUCACGACAUCGAUCAACCCUUUUGGGUCAUUGCUUUUGGGUUAUCGAUCGCAACACAUCAACUCAUCUUCCUUAUCUUCACUACCAAGGAGACCAAACACUGAGUAUCACCACUACUCUUCCACCAGCGUUGUAUCAACAUCCUUUACGUGUUUGUGGAACACUUGUAGCAGCAAGGUAUCAGUGAUUGUGGAACACUUGUACUACAAGUCUUGUAGCAGCAAGGUGUCAACAAAGAUGAUGAAUAAUGAAGAUCUUCUAAACAGUGGUGGCCAAUCAUCCACAAGUGCAUCACAAACGGCUCUAAUGAUAAUGGUGAAGGUGAGACGGUUGUUAUUAGACCGAGUCCAAAUGAUGUGGAAGACAUGAUCACACGUCCACCAAAGGAGUGAAACAAUGGGCAGACAUAACAAGAGAAGUGAACGAAAUGAUGAAGUGGCUCGAUUGGAAUUAGAGACUUUUGUUUGUGUUCUAUUACCAAACGACCAUAGUUCUUGUUAAUGUGUAAUGGUGGAGACUAGAGAGGCAAUCUUGUUUUUCUUGCUAGACAUUUGAUUUUCUGUUAAUUCAAAUAUUUUGAUGAGUUAUAUUAUAUAACUUGAGAAAAGAAAAUUAUAUAAUUUGCUAAUUUUUGAUUAGCAUUUUUAAUUA